Messenger RNA from Conger conger (European conger), 1603 nucleotides. RefSeq names its product spermatogenesis associated 6-like (gene spata6l). The record is from RefSeq and is a predicted model, not a curated record. Gene Ontology annotation, biological process: spermatogenesis. Gene Ontology annotation, molecular function: myosin light chain binding. The transcript has 13 exons. Bases 148 to 1308 code for a protein of 386 amino acids. NCBI's taxonomy places the organism in Eukaryota, Metazoa, Chordata, Actinopteri, Anguilliformes, Congridae.
CUGACGCUAACCACAAUAGUAUUUCUGGUACUGUGACAGGUUUCUAGUGGUUUUGAAGUAUAUUGGUUGCACUAUGUGUUCGCAUGCUCGCUAAACAGUAGAAAUACACGCAAAAAUACAUAAAUAAAGUAGACCAAGCUUUUGGAAAUGUCUCAAAAAGCCACAAAAGUGGUUGUAGAACUGCACAUCAGAGCGGUGACCUGUCCUGGUGUAUUUUUGGUGGACAAAGAUGACGUCUACCUCAGUGUGUGCAUCAUGCGUCAUUAUAAGAACACAUUAUAUCACCCAGCUGUCUUCCCUCUCAUAUUAAAUGAGAAAAUGAGAUUUGAGAAGGUUUUCAGGCAAGUCCAUGAUCCGGCUGAAGUUGCUGAGCUCUUGGAAAGCGAAACUGUGACAUUUCAGCUGAUACAGCAGAUUCCCCCAGCUGGGGAAUCACUUGCAUACUUUGAAGUGGAUACCAGGUCAUUUUUAUUCCCUGAGCCCAAGCUGGUGCCCUCCUCAUCGGGGGUGGACAGAGAAGUGCUGAUGACUCGGGCUCCAACCUUUCCGGGAAUUGCACCCAGGAUCGAAUUUUCCACCAGAACGACCAUCAUCGAGUGCUCUGCCAGAUCAGAGGAUGUCAUUAACCCCGGUGUACCCCCGCGGAUAGCGCCCAGGAAGGCGAACUCUAAGAGGUGUGUGAAAAACGGCGGCGCGGAGGCCAGGCGGCCCGCUUCGUCCGCGGCCAGGAAGAGGACGCCCGGGGGAGGGCUGGCCGCCGGCGGCCAGAGAGGGGGCAGACCCCGCUCCCGCUCCCUGUCCCCCUUCAGGAACGUUUCUCACAGGAGCGCGGUCAGGCUCCCAGUGACAGGCCGGGAGGGCUCCCGACCGGAGCCUGAGGUAAAUGGUGCCCGCUCUGACAGUAAGCAGAGAUCCCCACAACAUCUGCCCCAAACGUCGGUCAAGAAGGAACUGCUCAGAAGAACCUUUCCGCUGCCUCCAAGGUCACGGCCUGUUGCUGAUUUUCGGGGGGUCAUAAAUCGAAGUCAUUCAUCCGGCUGGGCUCGGGAGCCUGAGGAGGCGGAGUUCCCGUCGCCCGGUGCCGAAGACCGUUCUCACGCCACGGUGACCCGCAGCCCGCGGAGAGGGGGCCAGGGCAGGAGCAGGAGUCCUGAAUCACAGUACAUGUGGGAGGAGAUCCACGAUCGAGUACGAGCCCUCCUCACCUCCACUAGAGCCAUGCGCCGGCUGGCAUAUGGAGCGACAGACUCAGAGAUCGAUGACGUGAUUGUGAGGAGAUGUGCCAUGCCGGAUUCCUGUCCCAUCUAGAGGGAGCAGCCUGUGGACCUGAGAAACGGAAGAAUCCAACAUGUUUGGGCCCCGAUGCAUUUCAGCAUUGAUUUUACAAAGCAAUAUUAUCAUAUUUCAUUCUUUGCGCUUGUAUAUCAUUGAUGAAAGAGAAAUUAGAGGAAUACUGCAGGACAGCAGCUGGUGUGUUAUUGAUUAAAGCUGUCCCUGUAAUGGAAAGUCUCCUUUAUAUUGACUUUACUGUUAAUUUAUGGAUAGAAUUGUAGAAAUUACUUUUCUUUUCUGUCAUGUCCAAUAUACCUAUAUUUUGCUUCAA